AUGGAAAUUUCUCUUUCAAACACGGCUCUUACCGGCACAAAACCACGCCACCAUGGCUUCAUGCCUGAAAACCACUUUCAUCUAUCAGUUUUCAGCCAAAGAUUACAAUACAGAGGCCCGGACAGAUGGGAUCAACUAGUAACAAAAAGGCAUGGACCGGCUCGAGCCAUGUCGAAAGCUAAUGACUCUUUGUCAUCUGACAUCACUGAAGUCGACAAGGAAAAGGAGGUGAAGAAGAGGAAGAUGACUACGGAGAGGGAAUUAGCCCGAUGCUGGCCUGAAAUACACGGGGAGGACGAUUGGGCAGGCUUGACUGAUCCAAUGGAUCCAUUAUUGAGAAAUGAGCUAAUUAAGUAUGGAGAAAUGGCUCAAGCUUGCUAUGAUGCAUUUGAUUUUGAUCCUUAUUCAAAGUAUUGUGGAAGUUGUCGAUUUACUAGGCCCGAAUUCUUCGAUAGAUUGGGCAUGGCAAGUAUUGGUUAUGACAUGGUUGGAUAUCUUUAUGCCACAUCUAACAUCAACUUGCCCAAUUUCUUCAAGAAAUCAAGAUGGCCAAAGGUGUGGAGCAAGAACGCGGAUUGGAUUGGAUACAUCGCCUUGUCUAACGAUGAGAUGUCUAAAAAACUAGGACGACGUGACAUAACCAUCGCGUGGAGAGGUACGGUGACACGCCUCGAGUGGGUGGCAGACAUGAUGGACUAUCUAAGACCUAUUUCAUCCGACAAAAUUCCGAGCCCUGAUCCUACGGUUCGAGUUGAAUCAGGGUUUCUCGAUCUCUACACCGACAAAGACGAGAACUGUAAGUACUGCAUGCAUUCAGUCAGAGAGCAAAUCAUAACUACAUUAAACAAGUUAAUCGAAAUAUAUCCAGACGAUGAGCUGAGCAUAACGAUCACAGGCCAUAGUCUAGGUGGUGCAUUGGCAAUACUUAGCGGAUACGAUAUCCUCGAAACAGGAACAAAUAUAAGGAAUGAUACAAGGGCUGUCCCUAUUUGUGUAUUCUCAUUUGGAGGUCCGAGAGUUGGGAAUUUGAGAUUCAAAGAACGGUUAGAUUUGUUAGGACUAAAAGUACUGAGAGUGGUGAAUAUUCAUGAUAUAGUACCCAAGUCUCCUGGAUUAAUUUUUAAUGAAAACCUUCAUCCUAUGUUUUUGAAAUUGGCUGAGCAACUUCCUUGGAGCUACUCGCAUGUGGGAGUAGAACUUGCAUUGGAUCACAAGGUUUCUCCAUUUUUGAAACAUGAUGCUGAUCUAGCUUCUGCUCAUAAUUUGGAAGGUCACUUGCAUUUACUCGAUGGAUACCAUGGAAGAGGGGAGAGGUUUGUGCUUGCAAAUGGAAGGGAUUAUGCAUUGGUAAACAAGGGUUGUGACUUUUUGAAAGAUGAAUAUGAAAUCCCACCAAAUUGGAGGCAAGAUCCUAACAAAGGAAUGGUUAUAGAUAAAGAAGGACGUUGGGCGCAGGAGGAACGUCGUCUAGACGAUGAUCUCCCAAGCGAUCUACAUCAUCACCUCAAGUGA
Messenger RNA from Fraxinus pennsylvanica, 1512 nucleotides. Lineage: Eukaryota; Viridiplantae; Streptophyta; Magnoliopsida; Lamiales; Oleaceae. The record is from the annotation of a GenBank genome assembly.